This is a messenger RNA of Priapulus caudatus, 617 nucleotides long. RefSeq lists its product as uncharacterized. The transcript is spliced from 5 exons. NCBI's taxonomy places the organism in Eukaryota, Metazoa, Priapulida, Priapulimorpha, Priapulimorphida, Priapulidae. The coding region runs from base 255 to 617 and encodes 120 amino acids. The record is from RefSeq and is a predicted model, not a curated record.
CGCCUCACGUCCUCACGAUCAAAGCCAGACCAAUAGUGGACCCGCUCGACUCUGACGUCAUUCGGCAGCGGCUGAUAGACACGUGCAGCUCAGAGAAGCAGACGUACUUCAUAGCGACGCUGUUCAUCAUUCAGGGAAUCCUGCUGUUUGGAGGAGCGUUCAUAGCCUACGAGACUCGCAAGGUGAAGGUAGAGGCAUUGAACGACUCGCAGCUGAUCGGCGUCUGCAUCUACAACGCCGUCGUUCUGUCGUUCAUGGGCGUCGCCAUAACGUUCAUCCUGCCCGACAACCCGCCCGUCAAAUACGGCCUCGUCUCUAGCUUCAUCAUCGGUGGAACUACGUUUACAGCCUUCCUGCUCUUCUUACCCAAGCUGAGACGUCUGCGAAGCCUAAACGUGCAGGUUGACGUCACGCCGACGGAGGCAGGCGUGAGUAAGAUAACCGUGACCGCCUUCUCACAGAGAUCAGCCGCCGUGCUCGCUAUAGAACUGAAGAUCUGCAAGGACCGCCUGAGAGAGUGCGAGACUAAGCUUGAGGCUAAGAACAUUCUUAUCGCUGAACUGGAAGCACGAGUUCCGGGAGCGCCUCCGGACAGGGAAGAAGAGUGGGUUCCGUAA